Molecule: messenger RNA, 1635 nt
Organism: Dentiscutata erythropus
Lineage: Eukaryota; Fungi; Glomeromycota; Glomeromycetes; Diversisporales; Gigasporaceae
Source: the annotation of a GenBank genome assembly
AUGAGUAAUCUAAGAGUGGUAAAUUUUACAAGCGAGAACCAAGACUAUAUGGGUUUUACCCCUCAACAACCAACAAAACGUCAUUUGGAAAAUCAUAAUAAUUAUUUUCAAUUUGUUCAAAAGCGUAGAAAAUUAAGUAAGGACUAUUUCAACUCCCAACUACCACCUAUUCAAUAUGUCGAAGAUAGUUCUGAUGUAAAUCAUUUACUAAAGCCACAAGAAAAAUUAUUAUCUCGAAAAUCUGUGGCCUCGCUUCCCACUCAUCGCCCACUGUCCUGCUUUGGUCAAGAGCUUUGUGAGCGUUCAUGCAUACCUUUAAAAGUUUUACAAAAUAAAACUUGUUAUUGUUCGCCGCCGGAGCUAUGCUCCGGUCCUACUCGAUAUGGAAUCUCUGAUAAUGCAUUGCAUCAAUUUCAAAAUUCCGUAGUUUCAUUCUCUUCUGUAUAUAGUCCCACUAGAUUUCAUUCGACUCCCCAACAAACAAUGACCAAUAACAAUGAUUACUUUUCAAGAAACGUUAACAAUGAAUCUAAUACCAUGUGUGACCACUCAAGCAUGAAUGUUCGUAUGAUUCCUGUCAACGUAAGCAACAAUACCGUUCGAAAUUUAACGGUUAAUGAUCACCCUGAUGCUCCAGAAAACGAUAAUCAAGAAUUUUCUAUUCUCAAUAUAAUUCCAUCUUUGAUAAGUGAAAAACAUCGAAAGGCCGCAUUUGUUGAAAAUUUAGUUGAUACCGCUUGUCUUAUCGUGGAAGUAAUUUGGGCCAAUUUUUCUGUUAGUCCAAGCGCAAAAAUUAUUUCUCUACGUGUAUUCAUUCAAGAAACUUUGAGACGUUCACGUACCUCUUAUUCAACACUUCAGACUGCUUUAUUUUAUUUAAUCAGAAUAAAAUCUGAAAUUGCUAAAUUAUAUCGGUGUACUGAAUACUUACCAACUCCAACUUCCGAAUAUCCUCCAAAUGUGAUUCCAAAUUCAAAUCAAAAUAAUGAUCCUGCUACUUGUGGUCGUCGCAUGUUUUUAGCUGCUUUGAUUGUUGCUUCAAAAUACCUUCAAGAUCGUAACUAUUCGAACCGUGCUUGGUCUAAAAUGUCUGGACUUUCCGUUAAAGAAAUUAAUACCAACGAAAUCUGUUUCCUCAAGCUUAUUGAUUAUAACCUUUUCAUAGCUGAAACCAAUUUUAAGCGUUGGAGUAGUCUUUUACUAACGAAUAUCCAAGCUAUUUCAGGACCUGAUAUGUCGAAUCCAGAAGCAUUCAGAGUAGCAAAAAAUAGAAGAAAGGUUGAUGGAUUUCGUGAAACCUUAAAAUUUCUAGAUCCAGUGACCAUGGAAUGUGAAAGAGCAUAUCCAAUCACUCCUGCUAUCACUCCGACAGAUAGUGCGCCAGGAUCACCAAACGAACAACAGCCUAAUAUGUUGAAACAGAUGUCAUUUUCAUCUAAUUUAUCAUCCACAUUACAGGCAUUAACUGGACAAAUUUCUGAUAUUCCUGAGCAUGUUCAGAAAUUGAAGUGGAGUUCGCUCAAUUAUGAUUCUGGAUAUAAUUAUCAGGUUUUACCAAAUAAUAAUUAUGAAAACAACCUUGAAGGAUGUCAAGAUAGUAGAAUAAAAAGAAUUCUUGUUCGAUCUUUUGCAUGA